AUGCAUUUUGGAAAUUUAUUGUUGCCCUUUCUGGCCCUGUUUCUACCCUUGGCCGAAAGCCUUCAUGUGACCCCAGACAUUGCAGAUGAACAGCUGCGUAACGUCUACGACUACAUCAUCGUUGGAGGUGGUACUGCAGGUCUAACCAUAGCCAAUCGCCUCUCCGAAAACCCAGCAGUUUCGGUCCUGGUUCUCGAAGCUGGUCCUUUGGAUGACGCGAGGGAUCUUUCGAUUCCUGGAGGCCUUCUUCCUGUCCCGGGCACAAUCGGGUCAGGUGGAUGGCAAAAAUACCAAUGGGGGUUGACCACCGAGCCCCAGACCUAUCUCAACAACCAGAAUGUUGGAAUUCCUCAAGGAAAGGCUGUUGGUGGCAGUUCCAUCCUCAAUGGUCUCUGUUGGUCCAGAGGCUCAGUGUCUGAUUAUGAUGGUUGGGAAAAGUUGGGUAACAAGGGUUGGUCUUGGAAUGACCUACUUCCUUACUUCAAAAAGUCUGAGAAAUUCACCUUUAAUGUUGAGCCUCAUGAUGCCCAGGAACUUCACAUACGUCCUCAAUCAGCUGCGCAUGGAUACAAUGGCUCAGUGCACGUCUCCUACCCUCAGUACUUCUAUGACCAAUCCUCCAACGUUCUGGACGGCUUUGCAGAGCUUGGUCUGCCCAUCAUUGGUGAUGUGAACAAUGGGACAGCCGCAGGGGCCAUGAUCCUCCCCUCAAGCAUGCAUCCUGAUAAUCAGACGAGGUUCGAUGCCAGGGAAGCUCACUUUAACUUGGCAUCUUCGAGUAAUAGCCCACACAACUCCAGUCAGAGAGUUAUGGGAGUCGAGUUUGCUCCAAUCAAAAAGUCCAAGGCGAGGUCAAUUUCUUUAUCGGGGAUUGGGCCUUCAGAUGGUCUCAAGUCGCUCAACAUUUCGGUCAAGAUUGACCUUCCUGGCGUUGGAUAUAAUCUUCAGGAUCAUCCCAUGGUCUAUGCUAACUACUACUAUCGCAAUGAAUCAUACUUCAGGAGUGAUGAGAUAACCGAUGAUGUAUACGACCAAGUUGCCAAGGAGUACAUACGGAACAGAACAGGCCCCUGGACAGCACCUCUCAUAAACACGGUUGCAUUCCCGAGUCUUCGAUCUGCAACAGAUGACUGGAAACAGUUCAUGAACAAGAGUUCAGGGGAUGGCAUUCCUUCAAAUAUCCCCAACUCUGUGAAGAAGGGCUACGAAGUCCAGAAAAAGAUUCUACUAGACCAAAUUCUCAGCAAUGAUACAGGAAUCUUUGAGACCAUGGCCAACUCAUAG
Fusarium subglutinans is the source of this 1284-nucleotide messenger RNA. RefSeq names its product GMC oxidoreductase. The record is from RefSeq and is a predicted model, not a curated record. The transcript is spliced from 10 exons. The coding region runs from base 1 to 1284 and encodes 427 amino acids. NCBI's taxonomy places the organism in Eukaryota, Fungi, Ascomycota, Sordariomycetes, Hypocreales, Nectriaceae. Gene Ontology annotation, molecular function: oxidoreductase activity, acting on CH-OH group of donors; flavin adenine dinucleotide binding.